Molecule: messenger RNA, 4264 nt
Organism: Biomphalaria glabrata
Lineage: Eukaryota; Metazoa; Mollusca; Gastropoda; Planorbidae
Exons: 8
Coding region: 150-782 (210 amino acids)
Source: RefSeq, a predicted model, not a curated record
CUUAUAGCACAAUAUUACAUCUAUCAUUCUAUUUAUACUAUUACUAGAUCUAGUAGUAGAGUUAAAUAGAGGAAUAGUAGGCCUAUUUAUAGUAAUAGAUCUAGAUUUUACAGGAUAUGAGUCUUACUUUUGAUUGAAUUGUGUAAAAAAUGAAUAGAAGGCAGAUGUCAUCACUAGAAACAGUUGUUUUUGUUUUUGUCAGUUUUCUAUCAGGAUCCUAUUGCAAGUGUCCAGACUAUGUGUUUGUCCAAGAAGAAAACUAUGAAAGAAAUUUUUCUGCCAUUACAACUGUGGGUGCUCGUCCACUGGGCUUUAUGAAAGGUACCUGGUACUACAACCAAGACCAGCCUAAUCCUUGUACUACAGUCAGUGGGGCUGACAAAAGAAAACUUGAAAUUAUGGCUGAGGCCAUUCCCGCGGCACGCUUAUGUGUAUCACUAAAUGGUGUUCAGAAGACGUGUUCUGACCCAGGCACUGGUCGCCUAUAUCAAUGUGUCCCUGGAACUGGAAAUGACAAUGUUGAAUUUACAGGCACAACUGGAGCCGAAGCAGAUAUUCAGUUCUGGUAUAGAUUAACUUUAGGAUCAGAAAGCGACAAUGAAGAUACUUGGUGCUCCGGUAGAGACACUGAGCAGUUCCCAACUAGUCUCAAAAGUUUGCCUGCCAACUAUCCCCUCAACACAGGAACAGACGUCUCCCACAAUGCAUCAGCACCUAAAGGUUUAAGCCUUAUUCUUUCAGUCUUAUUUCUGGCUACAAUAUGCAACUUAACAGUUCUCUGAGGCCAACUCUGUAUACAUAUUGUUACAAAUAACAGUUGUUAAUCAAUUUCUUUUUGUAAUAUUUAUUUUAGCAUUUAGCAAUUUAUGUUUCACAACAUGGUUUUAUCUAUGUAUCUAUUUUUCUGAAGUUGAAGCUCUUUUACAAUUUCUUGUUAUACAAAUGGUGUCACUGGAGUAUUGUCAAUAGUUUUUUUUCAAACAUUCACAUUAUUGAUCUCUGUAUAUUACAAAACCACCUUAAUAUUAAUGCUUUUUUUCUCCCGUUGAUUUUUGUAUAAAAUAUACAUUGUAAACAUACAUUUUUUAAAAAUGUUUUUAGUAAAGAUAUUAGAAACUAAAACUUUUGUUGAAAUGUUUUGUUGUUUUUUUUAGCUCAUUAGCAAUUUAUAUUUCAGUGACUGUUUAUUUUUAACUCCUUACAUAUCAAGUUAUGAAGUCAAAGUUGUUAACCAAACUGGGUUCCUCUAGGGACUCCAUUGUUGUUGUUGUUGUUGUUUUUUUUAAUUUUAUAAGUGCUAUUUGCAGUAGAUUACUCAAAAUGUUUUUUUGUGGUUUUGAGACUAAAUUUCAGUAUGAAAAUUAAAAGAAAAUCAUUUAUUACAGUUAGAUCAGGAUAAUAAAAAAAACACCUUUGAUGUUGCAAGCGGCCCCUCCAUCGGUAUGUUAAGGGAAAACUUUUAAUUUACUAAACAUUUGUUACUACUGUCACUCUCCUCUGACAGUUAAAUAAAUCCAGAAGUUACUAUAAAAAAAUAUAGCACAGUUCAGAUCAUGUGAAAAGAAUUACAACAAUCAAGAUUUUAUAACAUGACAUGCAAGUGCCUUAAAAAAAUGUAAAAACAACUCUUUACUUCUCUAAUUGUAUAUAUUAUUUAACUUAAGAUAAUUAGGGACACAUACAGAAAUGAAGAGAACAUUGACUAUUACAGUUAGAACAGGAUGAAGAAAACCUCCCCUUGAUAUGUUAAGGGUUACAAGAUGAUCUUGUCUUGGACUAAGAGAAUAGGGAGGUAAUUUACUCACCAUUGUGAGUCAUUUGAAAUUCUCUUGUGAUUGAUUUAAUUUUAUCUAUCUUUACAAUCUCUGUAACACAGUAUAUCUGGGUUUUUCUUUGCAUCGUUUUUUUGUGUUCUGUACAAACCAAUUAUUUAUGAAGCUUUAAUAUUUUCAUGAACUUAAAUAUUAUUUUUUCUUUUGUUACAAACAUGUACAUACAAAUGCAAAUGUAAAUAUAUCUUUCUAUUUCAAAGUGAUCCUUAUUAAGCAAAAAUCAGAAAACAUUUAUGGCUAUGUGAGUUUGCUACUUUACCUGUUAUCUGUUUUGGAUACAUGUGAUGUCAUUCCAGAUGCCUUGCUCCUUUCAAAGGGAAACACUUUUUGAUGACAUAACAUUCCUACGUAUUGCAAACGUAACAGGUUUUUUUAAAAUGCUGAUUACCUUCAGUCCUAUACCUACAUUGUAUUCUUUUCCUAAGGUAUGCCUGGGUAAUUUUAAACAAGACGUCACCAUUUUAGUUAUUUGCUCAAUGUCAAUUUAAUUUUCAGACUUUUCUUGGUUUUAAAGUUUGACAUCUGUAUUUAAUUCCAGUACUUGACAAUAUCUUGUUUUUCUUUUUUUGUAAAAUAAUGUUGCGAUUUAUUUUAUUUUUUUUGGUAAAUAUUUUUAAAGUUUUAAAGUGCCAUUUUUUAUUAUUGUUAAUGAUGCUCAUUAUAUAGUAAACACUUAUACAUAUUGUUAUAAUUUUUUAAACACUUAUAUUGUUAUAAUUUUUUAUUAUGCAUGAUGACUGAGUCAUUAAGUGUUAGGGUGCCAAGAUUGCAGUUACAUUGGUGAUACAGACUAAUACUGUUCUCCCUAAAUGCCAGUUCACACUAUGUAUAGGAUGGGACUCAACCCAGUAAUGGCCACAUAAAUUGAGGAACAUUCAGACAGGAUCAGGGAUGAAGAGCUCCUUGUUCAUAAAUGUCCGCUGAGAGAAAUUCUUCUCAGUGGUCAAAGCGAUAAUGGAGACCCAUUUUUGGACUUAUUCUAAGUUCUGUUCUCCAUGCUAGAAGUAGUUUCUAUCCAGCUUUGAAAAAUAAUAUGAAUGAGAUUUCGUUUCACAUUGCCUAAAAGAACUUUUUUAAAUUAAAAGAAAUGUAUGAAAACAAUUUCCUUAAAAAAGUGUUUAUUGUUAGAAUCUCAAUUUGAUUUUUUUAAAAUUCUGAACACAUAGAAAAAUCUCCUGUAGUGUUUCAUGAAAUGUGUGUGACUUGCAGACAAUUUGAGUUGAUAGUUAGACAUAGUGGUUUCAUUUUCCAACCAAGAAAAAAAAUGUCAAUUAUAUUCAUGAGAUUAAUCCCCUUGUUUUCAGACAAAUUGUGAUAAAAGACAUCUGAUAUUUAAUGAGUACUGAUACUAGCCAAUGUAACUUAUAUUUGAACUUUACAUGUCUAUGGGUAUUUUCUCUCUCUACCUGUUAUCCCGUCUAGGGCAUUGUCCACCAACCAGCUUCCUUCAGGCAUCUUGGUUCUGGGCAUUCUCUAACUGUCCACACAUCUUGCCCAUCUGCUUCCAAAUUGCCUUGAAUUCCUAGUUUGUCCCCUUUUGCUCUUUCUUUGGGGGUUUCACAAAAUGGCAUUGCCUUAUUUUAGUGCAGUUGAUGAUAAGAUCAUCUUUUUCUUUGUCCAAAGUUAACGAGCAUGGUGUCGUGUGACUAGUACGACUAACUUCCUUUACUUUCCCUUACUAAAGUUAGGUACCCAUUGCAGUUGGGUUGGGAGCCCUAAAAAUCCCAAAAUUCAAAAUCCCAGCCUUCACUGAGAUUCAAACCCAGGACCCCAGGUAAGGAACCACUUAACCUCUCAGCCAAUGCACCCCCAUAAUGUUGGGUAUCAAGUAAAAGAAAAAUUGCUCUGAUAAAAUAAUAAGUACUUUAAUGUUAUUUUAAGUUUCAGUUUUUUAAUUGUAAAUUGUAAAAUCAAAUGUCUAAUGACUAUUUUAUUUUUUAUACUAAAAACUUUUUGUCUCAACAGUUAUGAUAUAUGUUGCCAGAAAAAUGUGAAAGGAUUCUUGAUUUCCUACUUUAAUGCUAGUCAUUUUAUAGAAUGACUGGAACUGCUCAAGGGGUUGUUAAAAUUGACUAAAUUAAAAAGAUAUUUACAGAUAAAUUAUUCACCAACUAAUAAGUAUAAAAUAAAAAACAUAUGAAAUAUAUUUUUAUGUCUUUAUCAAUAGAAGCAAUAAAUAGUAUUGUUAAAAAAAUAAACGUUACAAAAAAAGACAUUUUGAUUAGUUUGCACUAGUUCCAAUUAGAUUACAAAUAAAAAUUAAAAGAUUCACAAGUAUUUCACACAUCAUUAGUCAGUCAUUGAUAAAACUGUCUACAUAUUAAAGUGGUACUAAAGAAGGCUUCUUAAUACUCAGAGUUGUAGGCUAUAAAUCUAAAUCGAUUUGUUUGUUUUUCCUAAACUCAAAUUCUAAAAUUUAAAAAAAAAAUUAA